This is a messenger RNA of Drosophila guanche, 3006 nucleotides long. RefSeq lists its product as uncharacterized. NCBI's taxonomy places the organism in Eukaryota, Metazoa, Arthropoda, Insecta, Diptera, Drosophilidae. Bases 659 to 2923 code for a protein of 754 amino acids. The transcript has 5 exons. The record is from RefSeq and is a predicted model, not a curated record. Gene Ontology annotation, molecular function: protein binding. Gene Ontology annotation, biological process: cell differentiation; multicellular organism development.
AGCCAAAGUUGAUUCAUGCAACAGUCGCUGAAAGGUGACAAACAUUCUAUGGCCAACAAAGAACUUAUUGUACGUAAAAGUUGCCCUGGGGUGGGUGUCGCGCGGCUUAUCCCAUUAUCAGCUCAGAGAGCACUGCGGAAAAUAUACCAACUAUAAAGUUUUGGCAGAACUUUUCAGCAGAAGCGGCAACAGCGAUAACCGCACAAUCAAUGCAAAUGCCAAGUUUGGCUGGCUGGGGCUUAUCUGGUGGCUUUUGCCGAAAUCAACCGAAUAUCACGUAUCAUCGAGCAGAGCAGAGCAGAGCCAAGCGGAGCGGCGCGGCGCAGUUGAAAUCGAAGCCACAAUAAAGAGUUGCAUCUAAUUGACGAAACUCGAAGGGGAAGCCGUUAUCAGCAGAGCGAGAGCAAUCGAAGAAUCUAUCGGGGGGCGCACUGACAAUUUCACAGAAUUCCGAUGUCAUGAGCGGCAGACCGAGCGCCGAGCGUGUUUAUCGCGAUAUUUGAUGUCUGCAGAAUUUUGGGCUGCUGCUUCGAUAUUAUCAGCUGGUCUGUGGCUCCAUGCCGCAUGUCUGAUUGCAGCGCGUGACAUCGCUGACAUAUAUAAGGCCGAGAUGCAUCUCAGAUUGUAUUGAGUCUCAAAGAUUCAGCUGCAGAGGAACAUGGCUGGAAGGCAACUGCUGUUCUGUUUGGGAUUAUCUGUUUUGGCGGCAGCUUCCGCUCGCACGAUCAAUGGCUUGGCUCGGGGAUCAUGCUACAACGAUGACAUUCCCAUGUGUGCGAGAAGUCGCGACAACGGCAUGUACUUCCUGUUCAGCAACGAGUGUGAGCUGCGGAAGGCGCAGCGAGGCAACCUCAUGGGUGCGCCCUUGUAUGAUGUGACGCUGCGGCACUGCUUCCCCAAUUGUGACUUCCAGUGCAGCAAUGGAUAUCAGCCAGCGUGCGGGGUGAGUGCGAGCAGCGGGGAGAGACGCACCUUUAGGAGUCGGUGUGAAAUGGCACGCACCUCGUGCCUGUCGCAGUCCGAUUGGGCGGUGCACAGGUGGGGUGUGUGUCCCAAGGCCAGCAGGGAGCAGACAUCAGCUCACGUGGGCAACGUGGGCAACGUGGGCAAGUACAAGCGGCCACAGCCAGUGCCCUGCACCAGGAUCUAUCGUCCCGUGUGCGCUGCAUAUGCGGGCGUAAAGUCUACAUUUUCGAAUGAGUGCCUGGUGAAUGCAGAGAACAUUAAGACACAGAGAAAUUGGCGCAUAGUUUCCGAGGGACUUUGCGGCGAGGACAGCACCAAAAUGAAGCACAAUCGCAAAUACAAGCCAAGGGCCAAGCCAAAGCUGGAGGCGGAGUCGGAGCCGGAUCGGGCCAAGCGCAGUCACAGUAAGAAGUCCAAUCAGGUGGAAGACUUCCAGAUACCCGAGGACGCAGUGCAAAUCUAUGCCCCCUCCACAUUCCACACCCAGUUUAUCAGCAACACAGGCACCAUGGAGAAGAGCUACUCCCUGCCGGCUCGCAAGCCCUAUGUGGUGUCCGCGCCCAAGCUCCGACGAGUGUACGGGAGUGCCACCAGCAAAGCAGGCAUUGGCAUUGCUGCCAAAAGCUCUACAAGGCCGUGUGUGUUCAGCAACGAGCCUGUGUGUGGCAGCUUCAACGGAGAGAGACGCACAUUCCCGAGUGUCUGUGCCCUCAUGGAGUACAGCCAAAGCAUCGGCAACGCAUGGUCCAUUGUGCACGAUGGCCCCUGCCGACGCUGCGACAAGCCCUGCCCUUCGGUCUAUCAGCCAGUGUGUGCCAGUCGCAAUGGCACGGACCACACAGUCAUCAAUGAGUGCUAUCUGGAGCGAGUGCGUUGCAAGGAUCCCAGAACUGUCUGGAAGAUCAUCCACAAAGGAGCGUGUGCAAAGGCCAGGGGCACAAUGAAGCCCAAGGCGGCUCAGCAAGGGCCUCUGAUUCCCCGUAUGCUGUAUGCCAGCAAUAGGCGACUGUACAUCACCACCACAGGAAAGCCGCUGGCCAGCCAACCCACAACCAGGGCACCAAUAAACCCAUACAAGCCGCGCCAGCAGUUCAGGAAAACCUUCAGGCCAACGCCAGCAGCCAUCAGCCAGGAAUACAACAAUCGCAAAAUUCGUAAAAUAGAGCUAGCCACGGCCGGCUUUGGCCCCAUCGAGCGAUCCAUUGAAGACGAGUCCGAAGCCAGUCUUUGGUCUACAAAUGACAAUUGGCUCGUGCGACAGACACUCGACAAUGUCAAGGGUUACUUCAGCUUCAGCAAAAAGCCAGCGACCUUCAAGAAGGCGCACAGCGAAAAAUAUCCGCUCUAUUACUGGGCUAAGCCGAUAGAAUCUUCGGCCCAGUCAGAUGCGCUUGGAGCAACGACCAGCAGCACAACAACAACGUCGCCGAUGCCCCCCACUCUGAGCAAUGCCUCGGCGGAACUACUCAAUUUGGAUAUUGGCAACGCGGCAAAUCUCUACGAAGAUGUCGAUCUACAAGCGCAACUUAUGCUGACCACCGCUCCAGCCACAACCAGCACCACAGCGACGCCAGAGCCUAUUGAGAGCACGACUGCCACGCCCCCUUCCACCACUGUCGCCACAACAGUUGAACCUGCGACGAUGUCCACCUCCUCAGAGGCAUGGGAAGAAACGACUACAGCAGGCGUGGCAGUGACUUCUGCUACUACUGCUGUCUCCAUCAUCGCAGAUGAUGGCACAUCCUCAGCCACAAUAGCUGCAGAUCUGUCCAGCACAGAAGCAGGAACAUCACCGGAAGCCUCAAGUGAGUCGUCAACGACCACCCAGAGCAGUGAUUACACGGCGGAGGAGCCGCUGGCCGAGUCAAGUGGUCAAACCUCCAUCUAUGGUCUCGAUAAGAACUCGUUGAUUAUGCGCUUGUUACGAGCCCGAACAAAUCAAAAUGUUUUCAUUUAAGCGUUUCAUUCAUUGUUAAAACUGUCGCCUUAAGUUAGGUUGUUGUUUAAGUCUGUUGAAUACAAUUAUAAUUUACCAUUUAA